Pristis pectinata (smalltooth sawfish) is the source of this 3493-nucleotide messenger RNA. RefSeq names its product eukaryotic translation initiation factor 4E family member 3 (gene eif4e3). Gene Ontology annotation, biological process: translational initiation. The coding region runs from base 27 to 797 and encodes 256 amino acids. The transcript is spliced from 7 exons. Gene Ontology annotation, molecular function: translation initiation factor activity; RNA 7-methylguanosine cap binding. The record is from RefSeq and is a predicted model, not a curated record. Gene Ontology annotation, cellular component: eukaryotic translation initiation factor 4F complex. NCBI's taxonomy places the organism in Eukaryota, Metazoa, Chordata, Chondrichthyes, Rhinopristiformes, Pristidae.
AAUGGCUGAGGCAGGAGGUGGCGCGCAUGCGCUAUCCCUCCCCCUCCCUCCUCCCUCCUCCCUUCCCCCCCUCCGUCGCUGGUUCCCGGCUCCCGGUGUCGGAAGCCGUCACUUUGUCGCUGAAAAUGGCGAUCCCCGCCAGCCCGGAAUUGCGGCAGCAACUGAAGGAAGGUACGGCCGCUCCGGAGGCGGCAGAGCAAGACACCAUUCACCUCAACCAGGGGCACAUCGAGGAGAUCAACAGUCACGACAAGUCCGGCGUCCCCCUGAACUCGCCCUGGACCUUUUGGCUGGAUCGGUCAGUUCCUGGAACUACUGCGGCAGAAUGUGAAUCGAACCUGAAGAAAAUUUAUACUGUGCAAACUGUACAGAGUUUCUGGAGUGUCUACAAUAAUAUACCUGCAGUGACCAGUUUGCCCUUGCGUUGUAGUUACCACUUAAUGAGAGGAGAGAGACGGCCAUUGUGGGAAGAUGAGAGUAAUGCCAAAGGAGGAUUGUGGAAAAUGAAAAUUUCAAAAGAGCAUACUUCUGCUGUUUGGAAAGAAUUAUUACUGGCUACGAUUGGUGAACAGUUUGUAGAUUGCUGCACAGUAGAUGAUGAGGUAGUUGGUGUCAGUGUCAGUGUUAGAGAUCGUGAAGACAUUGUUCAAGUUUGGAAUGUAAAUGCUGCUGGAGCAAAUGAAGUAACUAUUAUACAAAAGAUUUAUGAGCUUCUCCCAAAAGUAACUUUUAAGGCAGUGUUUUAUAAGCCUCAUGAGGAACAUCAUGCUUUUGAAAGAGGUCGUGCAAAGCCAUAGCAAUUUCACAGCAAACACUUCAUAUUGAGAGCUCAGAUUUUAUUUGUAUGUAAAAUUAGAGAGUUGGACUUUCAUCACCAAAAUGGUGAAUUCCAGUAGAACUUUGAUAAAAUAGUGAAAUCAGGUGACUAAUUCUGAAAAGACAGCAAGUGAAAUAUUGACAUUUUUGUUUGUUUCAGCUAAUGUGUGACUUACAUUAACUUCUGUAUUAAGUUUCUUAAAAAAAAAUAAGGCAGAGAUGUUUCUCAACUAUUGAUUUGAUUUUCAUUAUUUUAAUGUUAGUUAAGUUAUUUUGCUUUUGACUGCAUUCCUGUUUUAAGAAUGAGGUUUCCUGUUCUGGUUUAACUAUUUGUACUGUAUUUACAAAUGAUUACUAAUGUACACAAUAGACCUGCUGCUUAAUCUGGAAGAAAAUUAUUAAAAUAGGAAUGUUGAUUCACACAAGUUGAAGUCAAAUCUGGUUAAUUGGCAUGUUCCUAGGAGAUCAUAGUUUAUUUCUAUUGGAAAAUUGAUUGCACUGCAUAAUUAUGUAAGUCACUAUAACUUUGGUUAUGUGGAUGUCUUGCACUGAUAGACAAAUGUUUCCAUCAGAAAGUACUACAAGGUGUGUAUCAUUUGUUUUGUAUUUCAUUAUUUUACAUUGUACAACUUUGUCCAGUAACUAUAAUUUUGGACACAUUUAAUUUACAAUCUAUGGAAAUGCUGGCCCUCAGUGAAUUUAGAAUCUAAAUCAGUAACACUUUACAUAUUUCACUUACUAAAGUCUUAGUUGUUUCUGAAAUGUUUGCAAAUUAAUUGCUGCAGCACAUUAAACUAGUUUUUCUGUCCACAGAGAGCAUGUGGCAAAGAAGUCAGUUUCGCAGAAUGUUUCAUGCUGUUGCAGUAUUUACUACAGUACAGUAGAUGCAAUGGUGUUAUUUGGUGGGAUUGUACAUUUCAUUGCUUCAGAACCAAAGAAUUCUAUUAUUGUUUUGAGAAACAUGGGAGGGGAGAUAGGUCAAGAGUGAAAGCUGCAAAUCUACAAAUGCCACCCAAAAACAAACAAGAUUAAAGUAAAAAUUGCACAAAAAUGUAAGUUAUAAAUUUGAAUGCCUACUGCAAGAAACUCCACAGUGUAUAAAUUCAGUAAUACAGAAAAGCUGUUUUGCCUUGAUGCUAAAUGCGAUAAUGAUAAUCAUUACAGAUCAGUAUGAAAAAUGUUCAAAAGAUCAUAAGGGUUUCACACAGGGCAUCAUGAUUACCUAAAUCACAAUAGAACUUGUUCCAUAAAGUCAAUAAUUCUGCUUGUCUGAACCCACUGAUUAGCACUAGAUUGUUGAGAUGCAUGCAGUUCUGAUAAUCAGAAGUUGUAUUAUCUAUAAAGAUUAAAUUGCAUGGAAAUUUGCCAUGCCUUUAAUCAUAUUAUGAAUUGUUACAUGUCAGUUUAAAUUAUCGGAUGUCAAGUCGUCAGAUAUUUUUCCUGUUACCAUGGUAUCAAUAAGAGCUAUAAGAUACAUCCCUGUAAGUUUAAAAACAGCAAAAUUUGUAUAAAAGUGAGCUCUACAUCAGAGCUUAAAAUUUAAUCCUGCAUAAAUAAAGACAUACAAAAGCUAUGGUGCUGCAUAAUCCAUAUUACAUAACAUCAAAUCAUGAAUUGUUCUUGCAUUUAUACAUUAAUUAUAAUUUUACUUGUGACAAAACAAGGUUCUUCAGAGUUACUGCAGCUUUUGUACUGUGGUUUCUUGAGCACUGAUUAUUUUCUUUAAAAUACCAGUUUGUGCAUUUUUUUUUAAUCUCUGCUACCCAGGUCUGCGUAUGUAAAAUGGAUUAAAGCACAACCUAUUUUUGUAACAUUCAGGGUAAACUGGUAAUUCACAACUGUGAACGGUGUACACUUAAGUACAUAAGAAACAAGCUGAUUUUUUUUCAUGAAUGAAUGAAUCACAAAACCAUUUUUCACUUUUUUUACCCUUUUUACAUACAGCAAUGGAGGUUUUGUGAUGGCCAGAUAUAUGAAUGUUAUCUAACUCCAGGUAUUGAAGUCCACAUCCAAUGCAAAUCUGGUCAGCAAAUGGUCAGUUUCAAAUUGUAUUCUCUUCUGAUUUGAAAAUAAAGGCUUUUUUUAAAAUUUAUUAAUCAUGCCAUAAGUUAGUUUGAACUAUCAAAGGUCAAAGUUCUGAAGGAUACUUGAUCUUUAAGUCCCAAAUGAUUUACUCUGUAUGUCUAAAUUCAGAAGCUACUACUGGAGAUAUUGUCUUAUCUAGCCUCUGUGGGUAGAGCCUCUAGAAAACAUUGUUUUAUACUUUUCUAGAAUUGGUUUGUUAAUAAUCUUAGUGUGUUUAGAAUAAAAUAUAAAUUGAUAUUUUAAUUACAUUAACAUGGGAUCAGAAGAUAUGAGUGUCUAAAAGAUGAUGUGAAAACUGGUUUAAAAGCAGAAAAUGCUGACAACAGCCUUUGACUUGAAACAUGGUUUCUCUUUCACAAAUGCUGCCUGGCCAUGUGUUUCCAGCAUUUUCUGCUUUAAUAUCAGAUUUGCAGUUUUUUGAUUUUAAAUUAAUGUAAAAGCUGGGACCUUGUGUACUCAAGGUUAUCAAAGAUGCUACAGAUUUGAUAUUUAUAUUUUGUUAUCUUAUUAGUACUGCUGUAUGUAUGCCAUUUAUGAAUUUUGCUUGUUCAUUUGGCAAUUAUUGAAAUAAAAAGAAACAUGCUAUAUUGUG